CAGUUUAGGCAAAACAAAGAAAAAAAACAUACCAUCCUUAUCUAUUAUUAAUGUUCAUUUUUUCCUGACACCUGUGAAAUGAUCAACUUGAAAAUCAUUAUUCUAGUUACUGGUGACAAAAUCAAUAACCAUAUAGUAGCAGUUACAUGCAUUAAGAUGGAAUAUGCUUGAUGUACAGGUACAUGCAUUCAGACACCACAUCUUGCAUUAUAAAUAUGGAUUAAUGUGUUGAUAGCUGUGUAUCCAGUGAGCUGUCAGAGCUGUCCUCCGUCUCCCAGCAGGUGCUGUGGUCGGGACGUGAGAAGGGGUCAUGCCUCUGGUCAAGAGAAACAUUGAGCCUCGACACCUGUGCCAUGCUGCGGUGCCUGACGGGAUUGGCAACGAGCUGGAAUGUGUAACCAACAACACGCUGUCCGCCAUCAUCCGCCAGCUCAGUAGUCUGAGUAAGCAUGCAGAAAAUGUGUUUGGGGAGCUUUUUAAUGAGGCCAACACCUUUUAUGUGCGUGCAAACUCCCUCCAGGACCGUAUCGACCGCUUGGCCAUCAAGGUCACCCAGCUGGACUCCAGCGUGGAGGAGGUCUCUCUUCAGGACAUAAACAUGAGGAAGGCGUUCAAAAGCUCCACUGUCCAGAAUCAGCAGGUUUUGUCCAAAGGCAGCACGCCAAGCUCGGUGGCUGACAUGUACAACAGCAGCGACAGACCUCCUCCCCUCAGUGCCCUCACCGCCUACAGAGAGGACUCCACUGAUGCAAUGAGAUUCUACUCAGACCCAUCGUACUUCUUUGACCUGUGGAAGGAGAAAAUGCUUCAGGACACGGAGGACAAGAGGAAAGAAAGGAGGAGGCAGAGGGAGCAGAAGCGAUGCGUGGAGAGCAGCACCCUUCAGCGUGAGGUGAAGAAGGUGAGAAAGGCUCGAAACCGCAGGCAGGAGUGGAACAUGAUGGCGUUCGACAAAGAGCUCCGUCCAGACCACCACCAUCCGCAGACUCUCCGGCGUGGGGCCUCGUCUGAGGGCUCCCUGUCCCCAGACGCCAGGCCUGACCUCCUAGACUACCCCGUCCCUCCGCUGCCUGCCCACGCUGCUUGUAACUAUGCCAAGUCUCACGAUUACAUCCCUGGGAACGCACACCCCUCACCACCUGUGGAGCAUGAAUACCACAGCAUUGAUGUCAACUACAAGAGAGUGACCUAUGCCACAGCAGAGUUUCAACCCGCAGACCGACUGAACGGUUCAAUACGUCCACCUGCAGAUUACAACUCUCUCCCUCCACCUCCUGUCCCGGGCCCACCUAUCCCGUCAGCACAAACAGCCUUUGGUUUCCCUCUGGGAGCACUACCGUCAACACCACAUAAUGGAGUUUUGCAUGUAGGCCCGGGUUACCCACUCCCACCUGUGCCUCCUCCAGGACCUCGCAUCAUUCCUCCUCCUCCCCCAGGUCCCCCACCUCCACCUCUCCCUCCCCCAGCUGCACCCUCACACCUACCAGGACACAGUGAAGGCAGCAGAGGUGAGACUAAACCUGUAAGAGAUGCGAGAAGUGACCUCCUGUCUGCCAUCCGCAUGGGCAUCCAGCUGAAAAAAGUCCAAGAGCAGCAGGAACAGCAGAGCAAGCGGGAGCCAGUGGGGAACGACGUGGCCACCAUCCUGUCCCGACGUAUAGCUGUGGAGUACAGCGACUCUGAUGAUGACUCUGAGCUGGACGGAGACGAGUGGUCAGACUGACCAAACACAAAGGCAGCAUACGGUGGAGGUUUUGCUUUAUUGGAUCUUUGGUGCAAAUGAGGCAAAAUUGUGAACGACUCUCUUUGGCUCCAUCUAGUGGGCUCUACACACCAGGCCACGGCUUCCAGUGAGCAAUUACCUCAUCUCUGUUUUCAGGAGGAAAAUGUACAAAUGAGCAGUUUAUAUACAGUUCAAAAUCAGAUUAAUUGUAUUAUAAAUAAAUGUUUAGUUUUCUACCACAGGUGAAAUGUGAGCCAUCAGUGAAAUGAAUAGUAACUCUGUAACUGUGUUUCUCCUGCUCCAAGUCAAAAUGUCUGCUGUUAAAAAGGCCUAUUAUUUAUGAAUGAGUGCAGUGUUAGCAAGUAAAACAUAUUCAUUCAUGGACUGACACACUCCUGAUAAUAUUUUUUUGGAUUAAAUGUACACCUCCCUAUAUUAUCUGAGUGAAUAAUUUUAUCAGAUAUUUUGUAACUGCUACCUCAGUUUGUGACAUUUCACUGCCCCACAGUAUGCCUAUCAAGAAAUGAAUUUUUGUUCUGCCAUUAAAUUAUGUGUUGUGAUGUGUCUUUGAAAAUGCUGACAUAUCAAUAAGUUGUU
Messenger RNA from Lates calcarifer (barramundi perch), 2320 nucleotides. RefSeq names its product WASP family member 3a (gene wasf3a). The coding region runs from base 311 to 1723 and encodes 470 amino acids. Lineage: Eukaryota; Metazoa; Chordata; Actinopteri; Centropomidae. The record is from RefSeq and is a predicted model, not a curated record. The transcript has 8 exons. Gene Ontology annotation, biological process: actin cytoskeleton organization; positive regulation of Arp2/3 complex-mediated actin nucleation. Gene Ontology annotation, molecular function: protein kinase A regulatory subunit binding; actin binding; Arp2/3 complex binding. Gene Ontology annotation, cellular component: cytoskeleton.